This is a messenger RNA of Trichomonas vaginalis G3, 1779 nucleotides long. Its product is annotated as SLEI family protein family. The transcript has a single exon. Lineage: Eukaryota; Parabasalia; Trichomonadida; Trichomonadidae. The coding region runs from base 1 to 1779 and encodes 592 amino acids. The record is from RefSeq and is a predicted model, not a curated record.
AUGCUUCCUCUCUUGAUCAAGGUGCUUCCUCUCUUCAUCAAGAUGCUUCCUCUCUUCAACAAAGUGCUUCCUCUCUUGAUCAAGAUGCUUCCUCUCUUGAUCAAGGUGCUUCCUCUCUUCAUCAAGAUGCUUCCUCUCUUCUUCAAAGUACUUCCUCUCUUGAUCAAGGUGCUUCCUCUCUUCAACAAAGUACUUCCUCUCUUGAUCAAGAUGCUUCCUCUCUUCAUCAAAGUACUUCCUCUCUUCUUCAAAGUACUUCCUCUCUUGAUCAAGGUGCUUCCUCUCUUCAACAAAGUACUUCCUCUCUUGAUCAAGGUGCUUCCUCUCUUCAACAAAGUGCUUCCUCUCUUCAUCAAGAUGCUUCCUCUCUUCUUCAAAGUACUUCCUCUCUUCAUCAUGCAGCUUCCUCACUCCAUCAUGCAGCUUCCUCUCUUCAACAAAGUGCUUCCUCUCUUGAUCAAGAUGCUUCCUCUCUUCAUCAAAGUGCUUCCUCUCUUCAUCAUGCAGCUUCCUCACUACAUCAUGCAGCUUCCUCUCUUCAACAAAGUGCUUCCUCUCUUGAUCAAGAUGCUUCCUCUCUUCAUCAAAGUGCUUCCUCUCUUGCUCAAGAUGCUUCCUCUCUUCAACAAAGUGCUUCCUCUCUUCAUCAAAGUGCUUCCUCUCUUGCUCAAGAUGCUUCCUCUCUUCAACAAAGUGCUUCCUCUCUUCAACAAAGUGCUUCCUCUCUUCAUCAUGCAGCUUCCUGACUACAUCAUGCAGCUUCCUCUCUUCAACAAAGUGCUUCCUCUCUUCAACAAAGUGCUUCCUCUCUUGAUCAAGAUGCUUCCUCUCUUCAUCAAAGUGCUUCCUCUCUUCUUCAAAGUACUUCCUCUCUUGAUCAAGGUGCUUCCACUCUUCAACAAAGUACUUCCUCUCUUGAUCAAGAUGCUUCCUCUCUUGAUCAAGGUGCUUCCUCUCUUCAUCAAGAUGCUUCCUCUCUUCUUCAAAGUACUUCCUCUCUUGAUCAAGGUGCUUCCUCUCUUCAUCAAAGUACUUCCUCUCUUGAUCAAGGUGCUUCCUCUCUUCAACAAAGUGCUUCCUCUCUUGCUCAAGAUGCUUCCUCUCUUCAUCAAAGUGCUUCCUCUCUUCAUCAUGCAGCUUCCUCACUACAUCAUGCAGCUUCCUCUCUUCAACAAAGUGCUUCCUCUCUUGAUCAAGAUGCUUCCUCUCUUCAUCAAAGUGCUUCCUCUCUUGCUCAAGAUGCUUCCUCUCUUCAACAAAGUGCUUCCUCUCUUCAACAAAGUGCUUCCUCUCUUCAUCAUGCAGCUUCCUCACUACAUCAUGCAGCUUCCUCUCUUCAACAAAGUGCUUCCUCUCUUGAUCAAGAUGCUUCCUCUCUUGAUCAAGAUGCUUCCUCUCUUCAUCAAAGUGCUUCCUCUCUUCUUCAAAGUACUUCCUCUCUUGAUCAAGGUGCUUCCACUCUUCAACAAAGUACUUCCUCUCUUGAUCAAGGUGCUUCCUCUCUUCAUCAAGAUGCUUCCUCUCUUCUUCAAAGUACUUCCUCUCUUGAUCAAGGUGCUUCCUCUCUUCAUCAAAGUACUUCCUCUCUUGAUCAAGGUGCUUCCUCUCUUCAACAAAGUGCUUCCUCUCUUGCUCAAGAUGCUUCCUCUCUUCAUCAAAGUGCUUCCUCUCUUCAUCAUGCAGCUUCCUCACUACAUCAUGCAGCUUCCUCUCUUGAUCAAGGUGCUUCCACUCUUCAACAAAGUACUUCCUCUCUUGAUCAAGAUGCUUCCUCUCUAA